GAUGAAAAUUAAAGUGGAAUUUGUCCCUAGACCUGCAUAUAUCUUGCUAGAUCUGCAUAUAUUUCAAAUAUCAAGAAUAUACGUAAAAUAGAUGAAGUAUUCACAAGAAUGAAUACCUGUAUUCAGGAUCCAAAGAAGGAUCGUAAUUUAAAUUUCCCUCCUAACCUCACUUAUUGGUAGAUUAGAUGGUCGAUGUCUUGACAUAAAAAAGUAAACAAAUUUCAAAGGAAACAUAACUUCCAAAUAGGGAAACUGUUGGGAAACCAAGGGACAUACUUAGAAGUAUUUAUUACUGCGUAUUAAGUAUAAUGUUUUUGUGAUAUACAUAUUUCUUCUUCAAAAAUUUCAAAUUAAUAAUAAAAUGACUACUAGAAAACGAAGUGGUUCUGGUUCAAAAAGACAAUUCAAGGAGAAAGUUGUGCAGAUAUACGAAUGUUUACUUAAAGGAGAGGAUGUUUCUCAUCAAAAUGUUUUAUUUUGGGACGAAUUUUUCCUACUAAAACCCAAAGUUAUUACGAUAGAAAAUGAAAUACAGAAGCUGUCGACAGAACAACUCCAGUUGGCUAAGCAAAACAUCAAUCUUCUGUUUAAUCAAUGUAUAGAAAUUCUGGACCAACAGCAUAGUAUAAGGUUUGCUUACGGAAUGUUAACAUUAUGUGCCCUACUAUAUGCAAUUUUCAAAAAAUCCUCAGAUACUCAAAUGGAUGCCAUAGAGUUCCUAACGGGAUUUGAUAAUAUAAUGGUUAAAAUACAAAAGUUACUCAGUAUUUGCCAAACCCAACUUGAAGGAGAAUCUACUGAAACAGUCAAAGGAUUAUGUUUGAAACUGAUCCUCAUUUUGAUCACUGGUAUACAAUCCAUAAACCAGAAUAUUUUAAUUGAAUAUAUUAUGAUAUCACCUCUAUUUGACUGUCUUGUGAAGUUACUCUGUGAUGUUCCAACACGUCAAAGGCAUGGAUAUGAAGUUGUGCUCAUCAUAACGUUUCUAGUCAACUAUAGAAAAUACCAUGCUGCCAAUCCGUAUGUAGUGAAACUAUCAAUUUUAGAUGAUGAAAUUGCAUUGAAUGGGUAUGGCCAAGUAAUAACAUCAUCUUUAUCAGAAUUUUGCAAUCAGUACAAUCUGGAGCACGCUGAAAACCAAAAUGCCUCUUGGUUUUCUUCAUUGACCAAUAUUGUAGGAAACAUGUUCAUAUCAGAAGAAGGUGGUGUUAGGAUGCAACAAGUGAGAGCAAAUAAUGCUUUGUUACUUGCUUUUUAUGAAGCUAUACACUUGAAUAGGAAUUUCAUCACGACUUUGGCUCAGACACAGACAGAUGCAAGUUCUCCACCAUCUCCUAAUAAUACAUUGAGCAAUAUACAAGAUAUUCCUGAUCUAUCUGCCGCACCUGCUACUUUUGAUGUUACCACACAACCAUCCAAUUUAUUGGUUACAUUUUUUCAGUACUGCUCAAUUGUGAUGCAAGAUACAAAAACUGAAGCAGGUACCAAUACAGUUAAACUGUGUUUUCUCAUUCUUGGGUGCAUAACAGAAGACCAGUAUGCAAAUUCUCUCAUGCAUGACGUCAGUUUGGCUUUCAAAGUGAGGUUGCACAGAUUGCCAAUGAGACAUCGCAAGCUUUCUUCAGACAAGACUACCUCUAGUCAGCCAUUGAUCUGUACUCUAUUGGAUCUGUUAGUGGAAUUCAUCUUGAGCCAUAUGAUGAAAAAAUUUCCAAUGGAACUGUACAUGCUGUGCACUGGAGUUUUACAGAGAAUACUUUGUUACCAAAAGAAAUGUAGAAUAAGACUGAAUUUUGUAUGGAAAGAAUUAUGGACUGCUUUGAUUUCGUUACUCAGAUUUAUAUUGCAAAAUGAAAAUUAUCUUGGAAAAAAAAUCAACAUAUUCGUCCUUUCAAUUAAAGUUGUGAACAUGAUGAAUUUUUUCAUAACAUAUGGCGAUAACUUUUUACCCACCCCUGGUAGCUAUGAUGAACUCUACUACGAAGUGAUCAGGAUGCACCAAGUUUUUGAUAACAUUUAUUCCAUGGCACUGAGAUAUUCUAGUGGCGAUGGAGAUUAUAAAGAAGAUGCUUUAAAAUUGAACAAUACCUUGUUCAAUGUUCGUGCCAUAAUCAAACAUUUCAACCCAAAGAUCGAGCAGUGGUUAGCCUCUGCGAACCUCUCUACUCCUAGUGAGGAACAAAUUUUGGAAAUAGUGAAGAAAAAUUAUGACAGUCUCACCUUGAAACUGCAGGACUCUUUGGAUCACUAUGAACGGUACACUGAAAUGCCCCAUUAUGGCACCUUUUUCACUAACAUGGUGAAUAUUAUUUUGUGUGAUACAAGAAAUAAUAUAAGUUGUUCUUUGUUGAAUUUUACAAAUAUUGCUAGCGAAUAUCCUGUUAUAUAACCUACACAAAUAAGACUUGAUAUA
Messenger RNA from Leptinotarsa decemlineata (Colorado potato beetle), 2413 nucleotides. RefSeq names its product armadillo-like helical domain-containing protein 3. Gene Ontology annotation, cellular component: cytosol. The record is from RefSeq and is a predicted model, not a curated record. Lineage: Eukaryota; Metazoa; Arthropoda; Insecta; Coleoptera; Chrysomelidae.